This is a messenger RNA of Rotaria sp. Silwood2, 5661 nucleotides long. The record is from the annotation of a GenBank genome assembly. Lineage: Eukaryota; Metazoa; Rotifera; Eurotatoria; Philodinida; Philodinidae.
AUGGAUGGUACUAUUCAUACGGCUAGUGUAAAUGGUUUAAGUUCAACUGUAGUACCUAUUACUAAUCAUAAAAAAAAUUCAAAUGAAACAAUAACAUAUGAUGAUCGAAUAGAUACAGGAAAUGAAACAGAUAAUGCAGAUUCACAAUCAACUAAUCGCAAAAUCUUUGGUUCACAUGGACAAGAAUUAUUACCUAGUGGUUUACAUGUUCUUAAACAAACGGCAUCAGUUGUUGAACUUGUUAUGCUUUUAUGUUCACAAGAAUGGCAAAAUUCUCUUCAAAAACAUGCUGGUUUAGCUUUUAUUGAAUUAGUUACUGAAGGACGUUUAUUAUCACAUGCAAGUAAAGAUCAUGUUGUUAAAGUAGCUAAUGAAGCAGAUUUUAUUCUUAAUCGUAUGCGUGCUGAUGAUAUACGUAAAGCAAGUGAAUUUGAACAAUUAUCAGCACAAACAACUGUUGAACGUAAAUCUGAAGAACAAUUAUGUGAACAUUUUAUAACAGCAGCACGUCAACGACAUCAAGUUAUAGCAUCACGUUUACAAGAAAAAUUUUUAGCUAUGAUGAUAAAUGAUAAAACAGCUUAUUUAAAUAGUUCACGCCCAUUUUGGAAAUUAGAUCCAUGGGAAGAUGAUUUAAGACGCCGACGACGUUUAAUACGUAAUCCACAUGGUUCCGUACAUAAUGAAGCAACACAAAAAUUAUCAUUUAAUGGUAUUAAUGAAGAUUUAAGAACAUCUGUGAUUCAAGAAGAAAAUUUAUUAAAACAUUUAAAACAACAAAAAAUACAAAAUUUUAAUCAACCAAUAACUGAUGAAGAUGAAAUAUUACAAGUUGAUGAAAAAGAUCUUGAUCAAGAUUUUUCAGGACCAAUACGUUUUUCAACAGAUUGUUCAUUAAUAUGUGGUACAGCUGUUAUGCAUGGCACUUUAGCUAUGACACAUAAUGCUAUGUUAUUUGAUGCAGAUGAAUAUGAUGAUAGUUUUACAAAACUUGAUUCAAAAAUGUUUCCUUAUGUUGAUAAUAUUCAUGGAAAAUGGCAUUUUAAUGAAAUACGAGCUAUAUUUUCAAGAAGAUAUCUUUUACAAGAUAAAGCAUUAGAAAUAUUUGUCUCGAAUAGAACAAGUGUCAUGUUUGCAUUUACUGAUCGUUCAAUUGUAAAAAAAGUUGUUAACUUUUUACCUCGAGUUGGUGUUGGUGGUCGUUAUGGAUUACCACAACAACGACGAACAUCAUUAGCAUCACCAAAACAAUUAUUUCGUUCAGCAAAUAUGACUCAACGAUGGCAAAGACGAGAAAUUUCAAAUUUUGAAUAUCUGAUGUAUCUCAAUACAAUCUCAGGUCGAACAUAUCAAGAUUUAAAUCAAUAUCCAGUAUUUCCAUGGGUUAUAGCUGAUUAUGAAAGUGAAAAACUUGAUAUAAAUUCUCCAUCAACUUAUCGAGAUUUAUCAAAACCUAUUGGUGCAUUAAAUCCUACAAGAAAAUCAUUUUUUAUUGAACGUUAUAAUAAUUGGGAGUCUGAUACAAUUCCACCAUUUCAUUAUGGUACACAUUAUUCAACAGCUGCAUUUACACUUGGUUGGCUUAUUCGACUUGAACCAUUUACAACAUUUUAUUUAAAUUUACAAGAAGGAAAAUUUGAUCAUGCUAAUCGAUUAUUUCAUUCGAUUCCUUUAUCAUGGCAAAAUUGUCAACGUGAUUCAUCGGAUGUUAAAGAAUUAAUUCCUGAAUUUUUUUCAUUACCUGAAAUGUUAACAAAUUGUAAUCAUUAUAAAUUAGGUCGAACUGAAGAUGGAAUUAAAGUUGAUGAUGUUAUUUUACCUAAAUGGGCACAAACACCAGAAGAUUUUAUUCGAAUUAAUCGAACGGCUUUGGAAUCUGAAUUUGUUUCAUGUCAUUUACAUCAUUGGAUUGAUUUAAUAUUUGGUUAUAAACAAAGAGGACCUGAAGCUAUUCGUGCUGUUAAUGUUUUUUAUUAUUUAACAUAUGAAGGUACAGUUAAUCUUGAUUCAAUAACAAAUCCAACAGAUCGUGCUGCUAUUGAAACACAAGUAAGAAAUUUUGGUCAAGCACCAUCACAACUUUUAACUGAACCACAUCCACCAAGAAAUUCAGCAAUGAAUUUAACUCCAAUGAUGUAUAAUGUUACACCAGAAGAUGUAUCAAUGAUAAUGAAAUUUUCAUCAAAUGCACCAAUUAUUCAUGUUUCUGCUAAUACAAGUCCAACACUUUCGGUACAAGCUGUUGUUACAAUUAGUAAUAAACAUGAUUUCUCUAUAAAUAAAUAUCAUCCAAAUGCUGGUACAUCAACACAAGCUUAUCCAGAAUCACCACAAGCACCAAUGCAUCAACAAACACAAUUACCAUUAAGCAUGGAUUCGAUUUUAGUAUCAAAUAUAAACUUAAGUCGUCGUCAUUUGGGUGAUAAUUUUGAUGAACGUAUUCAACGACGACAUCAAAGUUUUGUUGUUACUGCCGAUAAUCGUUAUAUAAUUUCAACUGGUUAUUGGGAUAAAAGUUUUCGUGUACAAAAUACCGAUACGGCUAAAAUUACACAAGUACUCUAUGGUCAUUUUGAUAUUGUUACAUGUGUAUGUCGUUCGGAAAUAACUGUCUCUGGAAAUUGUUUUCUUGCAACUGGUUCACGUGAUUGCACAGUUUGUAUUUGGAUAUGGAAUGGAACAAAAGGUGCAAUUGUUGAUCGUGAAUAUCCAAAUCAAGAUGUCAAUCCAUCACCAGCAGCAAUUUUAACUGGUCAUGAUACAGAAAUAACAUGUUUAUGGAUAUCAGCUGAACUUGGUAUUGUUUUAAGUGGUAGUGAACAAAGUCUUGUACUUCAACAUACACUUAAUGGUGAUAUAUUACGUUCAUUUGAAAAUCCAUCAAAAAUGUCUACGCCACGUCUUUUAUCACCAUCAACUGAUGGUGAUAUUAUUGUUUGUUAUGAUCGUUCAAAAUUAUGUUUAUAUACAUUAAAUGGCAAAUUAAUGAGACAAGCAAUAUUUGAAGAUGAAACUAUUCAAUGUAUGGUGUUAAAUGUUGAUAGUCAAUAUACGGUUAUUGGUGGUGAUCGAGGUUUCGUACAAAUCAUUCGAACACAUGAUUUACAACCUGUUUAUGCUUAUCCACAAUGUGAUGCUAGUAUUCGUUCAUUAGCAAUAACGCAUGAUCAAAAAUAUAUCAUGGCAGGUCUUUCUACAGGUUGUUUGAUUGUAUUUAAUGUUAAUUUUAAUGUUCUUAAUCAACCUCGGCGCGAAUCUGGAACACCUACUGCAAGUGAUCAAAAUAAACAAUACGUCCUUGUACCAGGUGGUGCUGGCUUUAUUGGUAGUCAUUGUAUUAUUGAACUGAUUUCAGCUGGUUAUGCACCAAUUGUAGUAGAUAACGAAUGUAAUUCAUCGACAGAAUGUUUAAAGCGAGUAGAACAAAUUACUGGAUGUCAAAUAAUCAACUAUAAAAUUGAUUGUCUUGACCUUGACGGUUUACGAGAUGUUUUUAAAAAAUAUUCAAUUUAUGCAAUAAUCAAUUGUGCUGCACUUAAAUCAGUUGGUGAAUCGGUACAAAAACCAAUUUUAUAUUAUAAAAAUAAUAUUGGUUGUUUACUCAAUUUACUUACAUGUAUGGAAGAAUUUAAUGUUAAAAAUUUUCUUUUUUCAUCAUCAGCUACUGUUUAUGGUACACCAAAAUAUUUACCACUUGAUGAAAAACAUCCAUGUAUUGGUGAUGCUAUUACUAAUCCAUAUGGUAAAAGUAAAUAUAUAUGUGAACAUAUUCUUAAAGAUACAAUGGUUGCUCAUCCGGAAUGGAAUAUAAUUCUUUUACGUUACUUUAAUCCUGUUGGCGCCCAUAAAACUGGUUUAAUCGGCGAAAAUCCUAUUGGUAAACCAAAUAAUCUUAUGCCAUAUAUUGCACAAGUAGCUGUUGGUCGUUUACCAUAUGUUAAUAUUUUUGGUACUGAUUAUGAUACUCCAGAUGGUACAGGUGUUCGAGAUUAUAUACAUGUGAUUGAUGUGGCUAUAGGUCAUAUUGCAGCAAUGAAACAAUUUGAAAUAAAUUGUGGUUUAAAAAUUUAUAAUCUUGGUACUGGUAAAGGUUAUUCUGUAUUAGAAAUGAUUAAAGCAUUAGAAAAAGCAUCAGGCAAAACAAUACCUUAUAGAGAAUGUUCUCGACGUCCAGGUGAUCUUGCAACUGUUUAUGCUGAUCCAACGUUAGCAGUUCAAGAACUUGGAUGGACAGCUCAAAGAAAUUUAGAUGAAAUGUAAUGUCCAUUAGCAUGUCGAAAUUUCGUUCAAUUAUGUAUGGAUGGUUAUUAUGAUGGUACGAUUUUCCAUCGAGUUGUACCAAAUUUUAUUGCACAAGGUGGUGAUCCAACUGGAACAGGUGAAGGAGGUGAAUCAGCAACAGGUGGAUUUUUUCCAGAUGAAUUUCAUACACGUCUACGUUUUAAUCGUCGUGGUCUUGUUGGUAUGGUUAAUCAAGGACCAAAUACUAAUGCUAGUCAAUUCUUUUUUACCCUGGGUAGUACUCCGGAACUUGAUAAAAAGAAUACAUUGUUUGGCAAAGUUGUUGGAAAUACAUUAUUUAAUAUGUUGAAAUUAGGUGAAGGAGAAAUUAUUGGUGAAAUACCGGUACAUCAACAUAAAAUAAUCAAAGCAGAGAUUAUAUCAAAUCCAUUUGAUAAUAUGAUACCUCAACCUCGAGCUAAACCACAAAUAAUUGAUGAUGAUGAAACGAAUAAAAAAUCGAAAGAAACUGUACAUGCUAAAGCAAUCAAAAAUUAUGGUCUUCUUUCAUUUGGAAAUGAAGCUGAAGAAGAUGAAGAAGAAAUAACAAAAAUUUCAAUGACAUUUAAACAAAAAGGAACAGGAAAAAGUGCACAUGAUUUAACUGAUGAUUCAACAUUAAGUAAAAAUACAGUUCCAUUGGAUGAAAAUAAUGAAGAAAGUGAUGAAGAAUUACCUGUGGAAAAACAAAAUUCCAAAAUAAAAGAAAAAAGUGAUGCAGAUUUUGAUAAAGAAGAACUUGAUCGAGUACGAAAAAAAUUUAAUGAAAAAAAAAUAGCUAAACAAGAAAAGAAAAAAGCAGUUCAACUUGAUGUUGAUGAGGAUGAGGAUCAAAAAGAUAUUUCAUCAUCAAGAUCAAGUGAAAAUAUUAAAUUUGAAAUUGAACGAUUAAAAAAAGAAUUAAAACAAUCAAAAAAAUCGUCAGUACCUAGUAAUUUAGCAGAAGAUAUCGUCCAAGAAGAAACAGAACCUGUACCUUCUCCUAUUCAACCAAUUACUUCAAGUACUACUGCAUUAAUGGAUGAACUGAUGGCAGGUACAAGACGAAACACUAAAAAAAAUCAUAGCAGUCAUUCGAACUCAAGAGAAUCUCAAACACUUGAUCUAUUAGAAAAAUUUCGAGCAAAAAUUCAUUCUGCUACAAAUGAACCAACUAGUGAGCCUUUAAAUGAAACAACAUUAGAACAAAUAGCUGAUAAAGUUCAAGGCCCAUUUUUAAAACAUAGUUUUAUAUCUGAAGAACUUUUAGAUAAUGUUCAAGAUAUUUAUACCAAUGCUGAAUUAUUAACUGUUUAUGAUCCAAGAAAUCCGAUGACUAAGCGACGACGAGAUGAAAGUAGUAUGUUACUUCAUCAGAAAAAACAUAAAGGACGUACAUAG